AUGGCGCUCCAGGCUUACAGGCAUCUGCUGCGAUCGACCCGCAUCGCCUUCCAAGGCGACAUGAAGGUCUUGACCGCCGCCAGGUUACAGGCCCGCCAGAACUUCGAAGCCAACCGCGGAAUACCGGCCGGAAGCGAAGAAAUGGCGAAACAGAUUGCACAUGCUGAGGAGGUAGCCAAGUUUCUAAGAGAGAACGUGGUGCAGGGACAAGCGGUGGAUGAGAAAGGGGAAAGCUUCAGACUACGGAUACAUGAGCAUACCGAGCGCGGAAACAAUGAGGAUAUCAAGAAAGGAAAAGGGAAGACAUUAGCAGGAACGAGAACAAAGUGCUGUUCGGCUUGA
This is a messenger RNA of Westerdykella ornata, 342 nucleotides long. Its product is annotated as mitochondrial zinc maintenance protein 1, mitochondrial. The record is from RefSeq and is a predicted model, not a curated record. NCBI's taxonomy places the organism in Eukaryota, Fungi, Ascomycota, Dothideomycetes, Pleosporales, Sporormiaceae. Gene Ontology annotation, biological process: mitochondrial respiratory chain complex III assembly. Bases 1 to 342 code for a protein of 113 amino acids. The transcript is spliced from 3 exons.